CAAAAGCCACGACGCCCACAGCGCUAAACCCCCCAACCCCACCUCGCAUCCUGCCCGUCGCCGUCGCAAUCCACGCCGGCGCAACCUAGGUCACGCCUCCGCUCCCUCUCCCCCGGCUCCGACGAUGUCGGCGCCCUCCGACCCCGCGACGGCCGCCGGCCAGGCGCCCGCCCCCGCGGCCGCGUCCGCCGCCGCCUCCUCCAGCAGCGGCCUCACCUUCAAGCUCCACCCCCUCGUCAUCGUGAACGUCUCGGACCACCACACCCGCGUCAAGGCCCAGGCUGCCUGCUCCGGGGACAGCUCCUCCUCGUCCGGGGCGGCGGCGGGGCAGCCCCCGAGGGUGUUCGGGUGCGUGAUCGGGGUGCAGCGCGGGCGGACGGUGGAGAUCUUCAACAGCUUCGAGCUCGUGCUCGACCCCGUCACGGGCACCCUCGACCGUGCCUUCCUCGAGAAGAAGCAGGAGCUCUAUAAGAAGGUGUUCCCCGAUUUCUAUGUUCUGGGCUGGUACUCCACUGGAAGCGAUGUGCAGGACACUGACAUGCAAAUCCACAAAGCCUUGAUGGACGUUAACGAAAGCCCUGUUUAUCUACUAUUAAAUCCUGCAAUCAACCUUUCCCAGAAGGAUCUCCCUGUGACUAUCUAUGAGAGUGAGUUGCAUGUCAUCGAUGGGAGUCCUCAGCUCAUCUUUGUCAGAUCAAACUAUACAAUUGAGACUGUGGAGGCUGAGAGGAUAUCUGUAGACCAUGUGGCCCAUCUCAAACCAUCUGAUGGCGGCUCAGCAGCAACUCAGUUGGCUGCUCAUCUUACAGGAAUACACAGUGCCAUCAAGAUGCUCAAUAGCAGGGUCCGUGUUAUCCAUCAGUAUCUUGUUGCCAUGCAAAAAGGUGAUAUUCCAGUGGAUAAUUCGCUGCUUAGGCAAGUCUCAAGCCUCGUAAGAAGGCUACCAGCUAUGGAGUCACAGAAAUUCCAAGAUGACUUCUUAAUGGAAUAUAACGACACUCUCCUCAUGACUUACCUUGCUAUGUUCACUAACUGUUCAAGCACAAUGAACGAGUUAGUUGAGAAGAUCAACACAAGCUAUGAGAGACCUGCAACCAGGAGAGGAGGGCGAGGUGCUUUCAUGUAGCUCACCUGCCAAUCAGCUACUGCUGCUCUCAUCUGUGGAGAUUUUUGGAAAUAGCUUCUUGUAUCCCGAGGCAUUUUUUUUUUUGCAUGCAAUCUGUUAUGUGCUAUCGGUUAUACGGCAGUUCUAGAGUUACUUAAAACUUUAUUGGCAAAAAUGAUGAUUUGCUCGAUUCUGUGCCAAAUCCCACUUGUGCUGAUGUUGGUCUGUAAAGCUCAUCCUCUCCGUAGUUAUUCUAUUUGGCUCGCUAAUGGAUAUUGAUGCUGGUUUGCGAUUUCACUAUGCUUAGCAAAAUUCGAAACCAUA
Messenger RNA from Panicum hallii, 1429 nucleotides. RefSeq names its product COP9 signalosome complex subunit 6a. Gene Ontology annotation, molecular function: protein binding; metallopeptidase activity. The transcript has 9 exons. The coding region runs from base 125 to 1126 and encodes 333 amino acids. Gene Ontology annotation, biological process: protein deneddylation. The record is from RefSeq and is a predicted model, not a curated record. Gene Ontology annotation, cellular component: COP9 signalosome. Lineage: Eukaryota; Viridiplantae; Streptophyta; Magnoliopsida; Poales; Poaceae.